AUGUCCAAAGAAGAGAUACCAACCGGCACCACCGCCGCCUCGGGCCUCCGCCCCCUCCUCAUCGGCCCCAGCUCCGGUCCCGAACCUCCAUACCCGUACCGCAUGUCCGGCCCCGUGAUCUCCGGCUUCGGCCGCGGCUCCAAAGAACUCGGGAUUCCCACCGCCAACCUCCCCGUCGAUAACUCCCUCACCCCCUGGAUCUCCUCCAUCCCAUCGGGCGUUUACUUUGGUUGGGCGUCUCUUCUCUUACCCCCCAGCCACCCGAACUACAGCCCAGCCUCCAACACCAGCUGGAGCAUGUUUCCAAUGGUCAUGUCCAUAGGCUACAACCCGUUCUACAAAAACGACACCCGCUCCGCGGAAGUCCACGUGUUGCAUGAGUUCCAGGCAGACUUCUACGGCACAGACAUGCGCCUCCUCAUCAUGGGCUACAUCCGCGACGAAAAGGACUACAAGGGGCUCGACGACCUGGUCGAGGACAUCACCUUUGACUGUCGAGUCGCUCGACAGUCCCUCUCGAGACCAGGGUGGAGGGUCAAAGAAUUAGGGGAUGGGGGCCAGUUUGAGGGCGGUUGGCUGGUUGAGCAAGAAGAGAAGGCGAGUUUAUAA
Messenger RNA from Podospora pseudocomata, 609 nucleotides. It is a transcript of the gene FMN1, whose product is annotated as riboflavin kinase. The record is from RefSeq and is a predicted model, not a curated record. Gene Ontology annotation, molecular function: riboflavin kinase activity. Bases 1 to 609 code for a protein of 202 amino acids. Gene Ontology annotation, biological process: riboflavin biosynthetic process; FMN biosynthetic process. Gene Ontology annotation, cellular component: mitochondrion. The transcript has a single exon. Lineage: Eukaryota; Fungi; Ascomycota; Sordariomycetes; Sordariales; Podosporaceae.